Messenger RNA from Branchiostoma belcheri (Belcher's lancelet), 4633 nucleotides. Its product is annotated as methylmalonyl-CoA mutase, mitochondrial-like. Gene Ontology annotation, molecular function: cobalamin binding; metal ion binding; methylmalonyl-CoA mutase activity. NCBI's taxonomy places the organism in Eukaryota, Metazoa, Chordata, Leptocardii, Amphioxiformes, Branchiostomatidae. The record is from RefSeq and is a predicted model, not a curated record. Gene Ontology annotation, cellular component: mitochondrion.
CAUACAGUAGCUUACUUUAGGGAAUAUCAGUCUAAACGGCAAGUUAAAUGUAUUAUGACAUCAUCAUAAGUUGUGGACAUGUGACGAAAACACAACGAGGUCACAGAUCAUCUGGAAGGGUAACUUUGUUUUUCUGCUGUUUCCACCGGCAGAAUGUCGUCCAUUUUGGCGCUGACAAGGCCGAGUCUUGUUCACAGGCUUUGUGUGAAUGCCAGCCGUCCAGCUGUCUGCGUUACAGGUACCCGGCUCCUCCAUAGAGAGCCGCUGGAUGAGGAGUGGGCCCAGCUGGCCAAGAAGCAGCUCCGUGGGGCAGAUCCAGCUGAGAAACUGACAUGGCACACACCUGAGGGUAUUGAUGUAAAGCCACUUUAUACCAAGAAGGACACAGCCAAUAUUGAACAUGAGAUCCCAGGAAAAUACCCCUUCACCAGAGGACCAUAUCCCACCAUGUACACUGGGCGACCGUGGACCAUCCGUCAGUACGCAGGUUUCAGUACGGUUGAAGAGAGUAACAAGUUCUACAAGGAGAACAUCAAGGCUGGUCAGCAGGGCCUGAGUGUGGCCUUUGACCUGGCCACACAUCGAGGCUACGACUCGGACAAUCCCAGGGUGCACGGGGAUGUCGGGAUGGCAGGUGUUGCAGUUGACAGUGUGGAGGACAUGAAGGCCCUGUUUGACGGAAUCCCACUGGAGAAGAUGUCCGUUUCCAUGACGAUGAACGGGGCUGUCAUCCCGGUCAUGGCCAUGUUCAUUGGAGCAGGGGAGGAACAGGGUGUGAGUCCCUCCCAACUCACAGGGACCAUACAGAAUGACAUUCUGAAGGAGUUUAUGGUGAGAAACACCUACAUCUACCCACCUGAUCCCUCUAUGAGACUCAUCGGUGACAUCUUUGAGUAUACCUCACAGAACAUGCCCAAGUUCAACUCCAUCUCCAUCUCUGGGUACCACAUGCAAGAGGCCGGGGCAGACGCCAUCCUGGAGCUCGCCUUCACCAUCGCGGACGGGCUGGAGUACUGCCGCACGGGUCUGAAGGCCGGGCUCGACAUCGACAAGUUCGCUCCCCGCCUCUCCUUCUUCUGGGGGAUCGGCAUGAACUUCUAUCUGGAGAUUGCCAAGAUGCGGGCGGCGCGGCGGCUGUGGGCUCACCUCAUGAAGGAGAAGUUUGGAGCGAAGAAGGAGAAGUCUCUGAUGCUGCGCGCUCACUCGCAGACCUCCGGAUGGUCUCUCACCGAGCAGGACCCCUACAACAACAUCAUGAGGACGACCAUAGAGGCCAUGUCCGCCGUCUUCGGAGGCACGCAGUCUCUACACACCAACUCAUUCGAUGAAGCCCUGGGGCUGCCCACCGUUACAAGUGCCCGCAUUGCCCGCAACACCCAGAUCAUCCUGCAGGAAGAAACAGGCAUCCCUAACGUGGCCGACCCUUGGGGAGGGUCCUACAUGAUGGAAUCUCUCACUGAUGAGGUUUACGAAGCAGCGUUGGGUGUGAUUAACGAGGUAGAGGAGAUGGGAGGGAUGGCUCGAGCGGUGGCGGAGGGAAUGCCGAAGUUGAGGAUCGAGGAAUGUGCAGCGAGACGGCAGGCUCGGAUCGACUCAGGACAGGAAGUCAUCGUGGGGGUCAACAAGUACAGACUGGAGAAGGAGGAAACUGUUGAGGUACUGUCCAUAGACAACACUGCUGUACGGGAGGCCCAGAUGGAGAAGCUACGCCAGCUGAAGGCAUCACGAGACAACAGUAAGGCAGAAGCUGCACUGGAAGCCAUCAGACGGGGGGCUGAGGGAGAUGGCAACAUGCUUUCCCUGGCCGUGGACGCAGCCCGCGUUCGUUGUACCGUCGGGGAGAUCUCGGACGCCAUGGCAUCCGUGUUCGGCCGCCACGUUGCCAGCGACCGCAUGGUGAGUGGUGCGUACAAGUCGGAGUUUGGUGAAUCGGAAGAAAUCCAAAAUGCCAUGCGGAGAGUGGAGGGGUUCAUGUCCGCUGAAGGGCGGCGGCCACGAAUCCUGGUCGCAAAGGUCGGCCAAGACGGCCACGACAGGGGGGCAAAGGUCAUCGCCACGGGUUUCGCAGAUCUCGGGUUUGAUGUGGACAUCGGGCCGCUGUUCCAGACGGCCGCGGAGGUGGCCCAGCAGGCAGUCGACGCCGACGUCCACGUGGUCGGGGUGAGCACGCUCGCUGCCGGACACAAGACCCUGGUCCCCGAACUGAUCCACGAGCUGAAGGAGAUGGGACGCGGGGACAUCAUCGUGGUGUGCGGGGGAGUGAUCCCGCCAACUGACUACGACUAUCUGUACGCGGCGGGCAUCACCAGCAUCUUCGGCCCCGGUACCCGCAUCCCCAUCGCAGCCAUGGAGGUGCUGGACAACAUCGAGACAUCACUGAAGAAGAAACAACAUGCCUUGUAGAGUCUAUCUGUAUGCAUGUCAGCACAACGUACUGCACUUGUGCAAAACCCAGAUUUAUCAUGGUUUCUAUUGGUCGUUUGGUAAUUGUUGCAUCAGAAUUUUGGCAACUACAGAUAAUAUAUUUUCAAACACAGCAUUUGAAAACUAUAGAUGGGAUGACAUUCUUAAAUACACAAAUACAAGUUUAAAAGAGAUGUUGUGAUAUACACAAUACUUUACAGGUUUUGCAGUACGUUUUGCCAACUUGUUCUAUCUGUGCUGACAAUGAUCCUAGGAGAUGAAAGCUGCCAAACGUACAUGAACAACUAAUCUUAACAUUUUGCUGCUGUGAUUUCCUGAGCAGAUGUGCCUGAUAAUGGAAGAUACACGUAUAAAUCUUUUAGACAUGGUGAAAGAUAUGAGUGAAAUAUUAAUUACAUAUUUGUUGUUGUAGGUGUAUGUAUGUACUAUAACUUAUAUCUGGCCAGACAACUAGACAGAAAAUGAACACAGAAAAUUGUCUCCUUUUCCUUUAUUUUCAAAUUAGUGUUCAAACAAAAUACAAGUUUAACAUGUAAUCAGUACAAUUACACAGUUGGCAAUGAUCUUUUUAAGUAAUGUGUGUUUCUCAACCCGUUUAUUUUCCAGCAGAAAAGUUCUCUUGGAAUGUUAUUAAAGAAACUGCGACAGACAAGGACAAAACCAGCGAAGCACAGCUUUGUAUGACCCCAGGAGGCUUCUUCUGACCAAGACUGCUGGCAUCACAGGGUUCAUAUCUGUCAUUUCCAACAAUAUUGAAAUGCCUCUCUAGUCCAGAUAUACAUUUGAUCCACUCAAAUGACUGACCACAAAGUACUUAAAUUCACUUUGUCUUCAUGGUAGAUAAAUUUUAUGGUCUGAGGAAAAUGGAAAUUAAUUUUCAUACUGGCAAAUGAUUUGGUAACAGUAAUGAUAAGUUACUGGUACAGAACUGACCAUGAACAUAAAAGUACCGCGAAAAAUAACAAAAUACAGUACAUUAUUAGAAGUUAGGAACAGGUUCAAUUGUUGACAGAUGACACACCAGCCUGUGUUGCCAGCAGUUUUUGCGAGUCUGAAUUCACCUAUUCUGCACAUUUAAAAUUUAAAUAUUUUCUUUUAAAGAAAUGUUUUGAUUGUUUUAACAUAAAAGAUUGCUUCUUGUUACCAUUCCCCAAGCACCAUGAUACAGCUACAAAUUGAGAAAGGAAAAAAAAAACACAGCUUUUGACACCUUACACACUAGACCAACAUGUCAUGUAAUACACCAAAUGUUUCUUCACUAAGGUGAGGACAUACGUCUCAUAAGAUGUUCUUUCUACAACUUUGCAAGCAUCCUAGAUUCAGGAUCAAUUAUAAGAACAUUGACAGGGUAAAUUAAAAGCCAUGCUUUUUCUGCAUAACAUUGCAUAAGGGCACACUGUCAAUGCAAUUGAAUAAAGAUUAAAAGAAAAUAAGACAGGUAAUUCAACCAAAAUGAUCCUUACUUGAGCAUGUGUUGAUUACUAGUAACUUAACAUGUAAUUUUUACAUGUAAUUUUUACAUGUAAUUUUUACAUGUAGUUAUAACCGCUGCGGAUGACACAGUGUAAUAUAUUUCAGUAAAAUUUCUUUCAAACAAAAACGAAAGACAACUUAAUAUGGAUAAAAUAGCAGAAAGAUGGAAGGGGAAUAGAAAGAACAGUCCAGCAAUGCUCAUUCAAUGUUAACCAAGUGCUCAUUUACAUCUCUGAUGCAUUCCUUUAGCAAUGGUGUAAUAUCGACACCCCCCCUAUACAGCAUGGUAGGCCACACGUGGACAUGGGGAAGUCUUUACAAAUCCAGCAAAUAACAAAAAAAAAAUUGACAACUACAAAUCAGCUAAUAGAACAAAGACAUUCUCAGUACCAGGUAUGUUGAGUACAUACAUCCUUCAACCUUAGACAUACAUGUACAUGUAUCCACCUCUCAAGUGGUAAAACAUUUGCUGGAUUUUUUUCUGUAGCAGUGUGUGUGUCACAAUACAAAAGCUUUGCAUAAGACAACAGGAAAAAAAUGGUGAUGACAACAAUUCAACAGGCAAUGCUACAUAUACAAUGACAUGUACUAUGUGCCGAUUAAAUAAUUGAGACUGUACAACAGUUUGCUGAUGUGAUGGCAAAAUACCCAGACUACAUGGACAGAGUAGUACACAUUUUUUACAUGUAUUCAGAACUUUACACAACAAUUCAUAUGCCUCCUCAAAAAAAAAAAA